AUGGCACGCCAUCGACGCUCGCUUGAUGCGGGCGAAUCUGAUUCCGAUUUUUCGCCAGAGAUUGAGAGCUGCUUCAACGAGGAAGAAGUGGAUCUGUCUGGUGAGGAAACUGAGACGACGGACGUUGACCUCCAGGACAAUGAUGACUUGGACAUUGAGGAUCAAAUCCAACUCUUUGGUGGAAAUAUACACCCGCCUGAAUAUUACAGGAGAGGUAUAGAAGAAUUCAAUGAAAGCUCUUUUGUUGGCGAGGACUACAGCCCCGGGAGUACAAUACUCUUGGACGCGAUAGAGUUGCAGUGGCAGCAGUUUUGCAAUGAAGUUCUAUCGCGUGACCCUCACGCGUGCUUCGAGUCGAUCUCCGUAGGCAUACUCUAUAAAUUCUUUGAAUGGCGGUUGAACCAAAAGGCAGGCAAGGACGGUAGAAAAUUGAGAGGCACCACAAAGAGCAGCUCGUUGGGCACAGCCUGGAAAGUCUUCCGACUUGUAUAUGAGAGGGCUGUCGGUGCGAAGCUCGAUACAAAAUUGAAUCGCAAUAUGCAUAAGGUUCUCCGAGAGCUUGCAAAAAAACACGCACUAAGCGACCAGAAGAGAGCCAAUCGCUGUAUGACUAUCAACGAUUUGAAGGAACAGAUCGAGACGACGCUAAAUACCACAAGGAAAUCGUUUGACCUUGGAGAACACCGAAUUCUGGCUGUGCUUUUCCUUCUCCUGUUGGCUCCCGCCGGCUCUCGCCCUACGUCAAUCCUACGACUUCGCUUUGGGGACAUCCGAGUGGCUUUGGCGAGAGACCCGGAAGGCGGACCGCACAAGAUCUUAAUUCGGUUCACGUUGGAGUUCACGAAGUCAUACCUUGGUACUAAGGAUGCCAAAACAUUUACCAUCCCUGAGAUGAUGUUCGAUCCAUCCUUGCUCCUCAGCCCCCACGCCUUUCUGCUGGGCAUUUUAUUUCGGCACCAAGCAUUUCGCGCAUCUCACCUCACCUCUCCUAGGCAACUAGAUGAGCUAGACAUACAUCCUGGUGAGCGAGAGUUGUCUUUGCCUCUAAGAAAUGACCUAAAAGAGGUCCGCAUAUUCCGCCGCGCUGUCAAAACAUUGACGGGGUACGAAAUGUCGGCUACGAAGACCAUCACCAAUGGUAUGAUCGCGAGCUGGAUUAAAAGAGUGGGUGAGAUCAUGGGACUUCAGUACGAAACAAUACCGUACAGCCUGCGUUACAAUGCAGCCAAUGAGUUUGACCAAAGCCCCAACAUGAGUGAGGCACUCAGGAACUUAUCCCUUGACCACGCCAACUCCGUCCCUUUCCAGAAGCACUAUCUUGGUCGGAUUGUCCGUGCUGAUCCAUGGGCCAUUAUUCGUCGCGAGAAGCCACAGCAGGCGCUUAUUGAUCAGGCUUGCAGCAUUGGUCACUCGAUGAGCAAACGGCGGCCAACAGGCCUCACAGCUGAGCAAACGGCGUCUGUCGUAUCCGAUCCCCAUGUUCGACGGCUUACAAUCCAAUUACGCAAAUUGCGCCCAAGAUCUGAACGGCACAAGAAAAUCCAGCGCGAGCUGCGAUCAUUAAAGCAGAAGCUGAAAAGGGAACUGAAACAGAAGAUUCGAGAUGACUGGACAGAUGAACAGGCUGUGGAUGACAUUGAACGCCAACUCCAAGGCAUCGGCUUCGCAGAGCCAAUGGUGGAUGACGCAAUUCGGCCUCAGCGGCCGGCUCAAAAGUUGCUGGUGAAGGCACUCACAGCUCCAGUCGGUGAUACUCUGGAGGGACAGUACCAGCGCAGGGAUAACGCAAUUGAAGCCAUAGUUGCAUAUUGCAGCGUUGAGGAAGGGCCCACUGUACGACGGUGUAUUUCAUCGACGACGGUGUCACGCGAAAACAUUCAUGAGCCUUCGGAAGGCGACCCUCUGUUUCUCGCUACUGUGUCUGUUUUUGUUGAUAAUCCGAAAGAGAGGCCAAGGAGGUGUUUUCUGUGCGUUGGCGCCGCGCUAUCAUUGCCACGAGACGACCCUCGUGUGGAAGACAAGAUUGGAGAAUUCUAUACGCCGGGAGAUUUGAGUAAACACUUCCGUCGAAGACACUUAUCAAAAUUGCGAGAUAAUGAUCGGCCAGUGUGUCAGGUCUGCGAUAUGACCCUCUCUCAUAAGAUGCAUCUGCAAAAACAUGCUAUUGUAGUUCAUGGAACGGUCUCCUGA
Molecule: messenger RNA, 2190 nt
Organism: Pochonia chlamydosporia 170
Lineage: Eukaryota; Fungi; Ascomycota; Sordariomycetes; Hypocreales; Clavicipitaceae
Product: C2H2 finger domain-containing protein
Exons: 5
Coding region: 1-2190 (729 amino acids)
Source: RefSeq, a predicted model, not a curated record